UGCAUAGGAAAUAGUGGCAAAUUCUGUAGGCGGGUGGAAUGAAGCACUCUGAUUCCCUUAGAGAAGAUGGCGCCACCCACUUCCUUGUAGAUAUGGUGCGGUCCCUCGCUGAGUUUCUGCAGGCAUGAUGGCUUUGAGGAGAUCGGUUUUGCAGCUGGGGAUCGCGGCCAGGGGAUUCCGGGAACCCGGUCAAGUGAUUAGAUUUAGUUCUAGUGUUCCGAGUUCCAUACCUUCUGUUGAGGAUGAAGUGGAUACAGCAGAAAAUGAGAUUGUUGCCCCUGACUUCACUAACCGGAAUCCACGCAACUUGGAACUGUUGGCUGUAGCAAGGAAGGAACGAGGCUGGGAAACCUCAUGGCCAACACGAGAGUAUUGGCAUAGGUUGCGACUUGAGCGAACACAGCGGCACGUGAAGGCCUACGUUGAGCACCGCAACGGUCACAUUGUAGUCUCUGCUUCCACCCAAGAGUGGGCCAUAAAGAAGCACCUUUACAAUACAUCGGGUGUGACAGCAUGCAUGAACGUGGGGCGUGUGGUUGCGCAUCGCUGUCUUGAAGCAGGGAUCAACUUUGUGGACUUCAGGGCUACAAUUCCGUGGGAAAAACGUGGCACUGCGGUCCAGAGUUUUGCAAAUGCUGUGACAGAAGGUGGCGUUGUACUGGAAGAGCUACAAAGACUAUAUGAUUAAGUUGGACAUUCAUGAAGAUACUGAGAGAUACUGUUUAAAAAGUCUGCGGUUCUGUCCUUACAGGGAAAAAUACCAUACUCUAUUUCACAAUUGUAAAACUGCUGAAGUCCAUCAUAAUAAAUAAAACCCAAUAGAAAAA
Molecule: messenger RNA, 827 nt
Organism: Elgaria multicarinata webbii
Lineage: Eukaryota; Metazoa; Chordata; Lepidosauria; Squamata; Anguidae
Gene: MRPL18
Product: mitochondrial ribosomal protein L18
Exons: 4
Coding region: 125-688 (187 amino acids)
Biological process (GO): translation
Cellular component (GO): mitochondrion; ribosome
Molecular function (GO): structural constituent of ribosome; 5S rRNA binding
Source: RefSeq, a predicted model, not a curated record